UGUUGCUGCAUGACGGCCCUGUCCGUGUGUGCUGUGCCCGCCACCUACAUGUCCGGUGUGUCGCAGGUGCAACAAGACGGCCGAAGAGGCGUCGUCUGUGCGUCAGCUGCUGCUGGGUGCCGGCACCCCGUCGUCUGCGUCCUGCGCGUCCAGCCCGGGCUCGACCAGCAGCGCGGAUCGAGGCUAUGGAUUGCCCUUCUGCAUGGACGAUGACCAGCUGACCGACACCUGCGACACCUCCCUGCCGGAAGCGGCGUUGACGUUCCACCUGGCGGACGGCGGCAGCCAGCGGCUGGUCGUAGAAGAGAAUCUGCGCUGCAUCGACUUGUGUCAUUUGCUCACGCUGCGGCUGAACGUGGCGCGGUCGCCGACUUGGACACUCGUCGAGAGGCUCGCCGAGCUCAGGAUCGAACGCAGCCUGGAAGAUCACGAGGAGGUUCUGCAGGUCUAUGCGUCUUGGGGCAGGAAUAAGGAGAAGGGCGGCAACCGUUUUUACUUUCGUCAGGACUUCAGGAAAUAUGAGUUCUUCAACUCUCCCCUGCAAUUUUUCUCGCUGGACAUGGUGGAUCUAGGAUCUCAGCUGGACUGCAUAGCGGAGUCAACGGACAUUGCAAGAUUGAUAACUCUUCAGAACCUCCUGAGCCAAGGCGACCACUGUCCUGUGGUCCACAGCUUGCUGUGGUACCGGGAACCCGGAAAGCAGUCCUGGAAGCGCUCGUGGUUCCACCUGGAAGGCACCGCAUUGUCCGUAACGUCUUCCGGACUCAAGGAAUCCUGGCAGCUGCAGCAGAUAGCUGACCUUUCUCAGUGGAACGUCUAUGCGCCUUUUGACAAGAACCUCAGUGGACCAACGGCUUUCCAGUUUUGCCUCAAGCCAACGCGAGUGGGUGGCGUCGGCAGCUCCGAUCUGAUGUGGUUUUGCAGCGACACGGAGCAACAGCGCCAGUGCUGGAUCAUUGCCCUCAGGCUUGCAAAGUUUGGCAAGAAGCUGCGGGAAAACUACAAGGAGGUGAAGUCCCGCUAUGGGGACCACACCUGGACGGCCGAGACGAGAGACCCCAUGUCCUCCCCGUGGGUGGCCAUGGACUUCACCGGGAACAAGGGGCGCGUCAUCGAGGACCCCCAGGAGGCCGAGGCCGUGGCUGCCGCAGAAGCCCACGGCUGGAAGAGGAAGCUCCCGUGCUGCCGGUCGGGCCAGGCAUCCCCCACAACAGGUGGCGGCCAGAGCCCACCCAGCUCCGGGGUUCCGCCGCCCGUGCCCGAGCUGGGGCUGCAGCACACGCAGCCGUGGUUCUACAGCGGCAUGUCCCGGGAGGAGGCGACGCAACUGCUUCUGCGGCACGGCACUGUGGACGGGGUCUUCCUGGUGCGCCAGAGCCUUAGCAAGCCCGGCACCUUCGUGCUCUCCUACGCCUUUCGUGGCACCGUCCACCAUGUCCAGAUUAUCUCGGUGGAGGAGAAGGACCAGCUGUGCUACUCCCUCGACUCCGGGCGCACCAAAUUCUACGACCUCCUGCAGCUGGUGGAGUUCUACCAGCUCAACCUGAGCUACCUGCCCACCAAGCUCACGCACUUCCUGGUGCACCAACCAAGGCGGAGAACCACGCCCCCGUGUUCUUCCACCCCCGGCUCGCUCGCUUAACGGCGGGCUCCCGCCCUAGAAGGACUCCCCCAAGUUACUCCCUUCUCGGUUACUCCCCUUCCUCCACUUUACUCCCCUUCCGGAGAAACGGCCCUUCAAGCUGUUUCGUCUGCUCCGAACAAGCCGCACGUUUCCCGGCGGGACUAGACCCUAAUUUACCACUAAUUUAUUGCAAUGCUGGACGGGAGAUGCGCGUGCGCGGCGGUGCGUGGUGGUGCGACAACUCUGCAGAGCCUCGAACCAGGACCCACUUCCGGCCUUCUCCGCGCUUGGGAAAGAGACCGUCUUCAUUGCCUUCGGUCGCAGUGCGACCACUGGACACGGUGAUGGACAGACAGACCGACUGAAUUGACUGCCAGCUCCCUGCCAGCGGUGUUCUUGAGUUCCCCUCCUUCCCUCCCUGUCUCGGUUUCGACGCUUCCCGUCGACCACUUGCUUUGCGACUUGUUCCCUUCGGUGCGCGUGGAUCGCGUCCCUUUUGUCUCCGUCAUGUUGGGUGGCUCGUGUAAAUUAUUUUAGGCAAGGUUUUGCGCUUUUAGAGAGGGCGAAAGGGGAGGGACGUGCAAAGGUCAAGCUGCCCAUAAAAAAAAACUGUCUUUUUUUUUUUUUAAUUUCUUUUCUGACCAAACUUUCUUCGAAGGCCGACCCAAACUUUGUCGGUCUUCCAAAAACUAAAUUUUAUUUAGGUUCCGGCAUAUGCACCCGGUAUGCCAAAUUGUUAUCGUUGUUCGGUGAUUUUCUUUGUGCUUGUCUAAUGAAUGUCCGUUUAUUUAUAUAUUUCUUUUUAUGGGGUAGUUUAUUAUUAUUAUUAUCAUUUUUUUUAGGACACGCCUUUUGAAUGGGUGUUUCACUGUCAUGGUCUGGGGGUUUCACUUUGUUGCCAACAUUGCGCCAUUGUUGAGAGGAAAAAAAAAAACAACAGCGGACCUCGCUUGUUUUUUGGGCAGCUUUUCAAGUGGUAAAGUUGCUCUCCGCACGUUACUUUGUUUAAUUCUCUUUUUUUUUUUUGUGUGUGUGUGUGUGUGUGUGUCUGCGCAUAUGCAAGUUUUCUCAGGAAACGCAAAACCUCGCUAACAUUCUUUUUGUGCGGGUAGCGUGCGUUCAUAUUAUUUAAGUGUGGCUGUACCCAGUAUACUGAUGCACCGCUCUCUCCCCAAAACCACCAUAUCAGUUAUUGUACAUUUCUUUGUGAAGGGCGACACUGUACAUAAAAGGCGCCGACUUGCAUAGUGUUGUUGCACUUUGUCGUCUGUUGGGGGGGACAGGCGGAAAGGAGAGAAGAAUACUAUGCACAGGUUUCUCUGUUUUUGAAGGUGACGUUUUUAAAUGUUUUUCUUCCCCCCCCCCCCCUUUUUUUUUCCUUUGCUGCUUUUUUGAGUGUUCCUAACACAGUACAGUUAUUACACCACCACACUGUACAUACACAUACAUUGUAACUGUGGUACCCAUGAGUCAUGUCCUUUUAGUUUGUAACUACAUAUUUUAUUUAACAAACUCUAGGUUCCAGAGAACAUGGUUAAUGAACAUGGUUAAUGUACAUAAGUUGUAGAGUGCUCCACACUCUGUCCUUUCUUUUAUUUUUUUUUUCCUUUGCCAGAGUAAAAUCACAUUUGGUCAGCUUCACUCGUCCUGUGUUAGCUGCAUUUGUUUGCUGAACUGUGCUUCGAUUAGUUGCCUUCGAGCAAUGACCUUGCGCCCGCUCAUGUGUAAUGCGGUUUAAGUGUCGUCUUCUGAUGUUCCGAGUGUAUGAAAGAGUGAAACCAAAUGUUCAGGAGCGAGUUUAUAGUCAUCACACCAGACACAACACAACAUAGAAGUUGAGACAUGCAGUUUUACACCGAAUAACCGUUAGUGUGCGACACUGUUGCGAGAAGUCCCUCCUUUUUUUCCUUUUAAGCCCGCAAUGCGCCGUUUUGUUUGGAUUGGGAAGGCACCCUUUUGCGAGUCGAGGCGAGUUAACACCACACAAUGUCUUCCUAACUCGUGCCUCAGAUUUCGUCUCAUUGAUCUGUUGGAUAUAAAAUGCUCUUUUGUGUGGAGCCAGACGUGGAGUAUCUCAGCACUGCCGAGUUUGCUUUCAAGAAGCUUGUCGCUCUGUCGGUUCUUUUUGUUCGGUAGGCAGUUCUUGCAUUGUUUAGGACCCGGGGGGCUUCUAGAACCCACUUAAGUGGAACCCUUCUGGGUGUAGUAGUGCCCUCCGUUGGUUUGUUUUUGGACCCAUAGCAUUUAUAUAGAUGAGCGUGGGAGCAAUGCGUCUGAGGCUUUUGAGACUUCAAAGUACUCUCUUUACACUACAAGAGGCCUAUAGAUGGUUCGGGAAGUUGUGAAAAUUUUAAGAAGCCAUGAUUAUUGCAAUCUGGGGAGAAAAAGAAACGAAGACAACAUUUGGAUGGGAAGCACCUAUUUUAAUACGAGAAUCGCCAUCGCAACGUAGGACAAGUAGUGGGGAAAAAGGAAAUGAUGCAUCUAUUGCUUGUAAAGUCUAUAGUGUGUAGAUUUUACUUUUUAAUAAUUACUCUCCUUUCUGAAACUCUGAUGGACCUUUGAAAACAGGGGAUCGUCUGGUCUGCAUUUUUCAAGUGCACGGCGCUCGUCAAGAGAUUAACGAGAUCUUGUUUUGCAGGGUCACCGUUCAAAGGCCCCCCCUUUUUGAAACUGCCUACACUGCUCAAGUGAACUAGGGAGAGCUAUAAUGCCCUCACAGACAGCUCCAAAUAUUUUUCACUCAACUUCUGUUCAAAGUAUGUCUUUGUUCUUGCGAAUCAGUACAGGUGCAUAUUGGAGGCGUUUAUUUUGUUACUUGGCAAGUUGUAGCCUGUCUAGCCGCGUCAUAGGAGUGGCGAAGAAAGUCGAUGCUACGAAUCCUUGCGUCCACGACACUUGUGACUUAAUUAACCAAUCUUUUCUCUUUUUGUUUUUGAGCAAGCAUGUAUUUUAGAUAUGCUUAUGACCGUGUCGGGCAUCGAAAGACGCGUGCAAAAGCUGUUGAUACCGAACAUAAAAUGUGAGAGUAUGAAAAGACCAAAGGAGGCUGCAUUGAGUGAAGUUGCUUGACUCGUUAGUCCCACCUUGCGUCUGACAACUGAGUUUGUAGCUCGCAUAACCAACCCGGUGUAAGAUUGCUGUCUGCAGUUGGGAUGUAUGUAUAGAAUAUGUGAAAAACAGACCUGCACGCUCACUGCAACAGAGUCCGCAUUGCGUGUGUAUGUCAGAGAAAAUGAGGCGUUGUCAAGUGUCGGACCUUUUCCGCGGGAUUGAACUGUCGUGCUGUGUCACACUGGACGUUUCUAAGGCGUACCGUUUUUCGGCGGUGUAUGCAAUUGCUGGUUGCCCCUGACGUGCACAUUAUUUCCCUCAACGUAAUGUGUGAAUGCGACACCUCCUGCACUACUGUUUGGUAUGCCAGAAGCAUAAGCCACAAAUUUGGACACAGAAAAGAAGUCAACCUGUGCUUUUUUUAGACUAAAAGCUAAAUGACCCAAGGGUGGAAUCCACUGGUGAAUUUGGAGCGAUCUGAAAGGGCUCUCUGAGAUAGCGCUUUUACGGCACUAAAUGCCAGUUCAUGCUUGCAAGCACGUCGGAAUAGCGAGAAAACUGCACGGCGAAACUAGUUCAAACCUACCAAGUGAAAUUCCCAAGAUGCGUUUCGAAUGGACACCACACCUCUCUGGCAAGGGUGUUUGAUUCUUUGUGAUGUUGUGAGCCAGUGCUAGAAAAGACUUCUUGAUGUGACAGCCCCCUGUGUAUGCAUGUUGUGUGUAAUUUGAGGAUAGCAGCUGCUAUGGAAGUUUGAAGAAUCUGUGGAUGUACGAUUAUGUGUUUGAGUUUAGAGGCCAACCACCGGGAAUGGAGUUCUGCACCCAUUCGAGGGCGGGCAUCUUUAGAUCCAGGGUCAUGCAAAAGAAAACGUCUGAAUGCGAAAAAGAACGCUUUUCUGUGGAGUGCAUUUUUUACGUGCUCUGUGUUACGAAAGAUUAUUUAUUUUGACGUGUUGUUUGUAUGUUGCGUGUCACUAUUUGAUGCAAAGAGGAAAACCAAAAACGAAUGUGAGUCUAUGCAAUAAAAUUUGAGUAUUCACAUAUA
This is a messenger RNA of Ixodes scapularis (black-legged tick), 5725 nucleotides long. RefSeq names its product growth factor receptor-bound protein 14. Bases 203 to 1642 code for a protein of 479 amino acids. Lineage: Eukaryota; Metazoa; Arthropoda; Arachnida; Ixodida; Ixodidae. Gene Ontology annotation, biological process: signal transduction. The record is from RefSeq and is a predicted model, not a curated record. The transcript has 10 exons.